AUGCUGCUAAGCGUGGCGCCGCAGGUGCAUGUCUGUAUGAUUUUGGACACUUGUGGCUGCCAAACAAUUUUGGACCCCGCGGGCACCGGCAGCGUCUGGACCUUCAUCAAAGGAGUUAAGCAGAAGGGGCUGUGGCCGCUCCUCACGGACCCAACGAACCGCAUGCAGCGCGCGAGCUACAACUCGAAUGUGUGGCUAGACCCUAGACAUGCAGGCGCAGCGCGUGCGGCCGCGGUUGUACCUGCCCUGCGUGGAGAUCUCCUCGGCCAACGCCGUCAGGUGUCCUGUCCUUUGCGCCUCCAGGCCGCUCACUGGCAACAGCAAGGCCUACCUCUUGGCAGCAGCACCGUGGAGCCAAGUGGCCGUCGAAGCAGCACUUCCUUCUCUCGAACUUCCAGUUCGACUUUCUCGAGAAGGGCCUCCCCUCUUCGCGCCCUCCAUCACGGCCUCCGAGGGCGGAAAGCCAGUGGUCCACGGCUGCUAGGGGUGUUCACCUGGUGCCUCGUGUCUGUCCUCCUUGAGCUCUUCGGCCCCGCAAAUGCCUCGAGGGGCCGCCGCGUUUCUUACCAGGCCCUCAUCGACAGAGUCAGGAAUCGCAUGCGGGACCUCAAGUGGAACGUUUGCUCCGAAGCGCUGGUGCAGCAGCAGCAGCAGCAGCAGCAGCAGCUGCUGCAGCAGCAGCCGGGCGCCGCCUCCCCAGCAGCAGCAGCGGCAGCAGCAGCGCGGGGGAGGGGCGCCGGCGGGGCGCCGCCGCAGCAGGGCAGCCCCGCGCUUGCUGCUGCUGCUGCUGCUGCUGCUGCUAGGGAAGCUUACAUAGCAGCAGCAGCAAAACACAUUAGUGAUAAAGCUAGUGCAGAAGCAGCUUUGGGAGCAGCAAGUAAUGCAGCCUAUCAGGCCCACCUGCGGAAGCUGCAGGACGUGGCGCCGCAGGCGAGCGAGCUCGCGCGGCUGGUGAUGCAGCAGCAACUGGCUGCGCAGCAGCAGCAGCAGCAGCAGCAGGGGGGCCCCCCGGGGCCCCCGGGGGCCCCCGGGGGCCCCCCUGGUGCCCGCAAACACAGCAAGCGAGGUCUAAAAGAAAAAAAAAUACCCAUUUACGAUGCCUCCCCUCCCCCCAUUUACGAGGCCACGCCAGACUGA
Eimeria necatrix is the source of this 1137-nucleotide messenger RNA. RefSeq names its product ICE-like protease (caspase) p20 domain-containing protein, putative. The transcript is spliced from 7 exons. The record is from RefSeq and is a predicted model, not a curated record. Lineage: Eukaryota; Apicomplexa; Conoidasida; Eucoccidiorida; Eimeriidae. Bases 1 to 1137 code for a protein of 378 amino acids.